Brassica napus (rape) is the source of this 2430-nucleotide messenger RNA. RefSeq lists its product as uncharacterized. The coding region runs from base 41 to 2149 and encodes 702 amino acids. Lineage: Eukaryota; Viridiplantae; Streptophyta; Magnoliopsida; Brassicales; Brassicaceae. The record is from RefSeq and is a predicted model, not a curated record. The transcript is spliced from 13 exons.
UAACUCUUCGGAACAGAAACAAACAGAGAGCUUGUGCGUUAUGUCUCUCUCCCAAACUCUCUUCACUCCUUCAUUCAUCUCAUCUAUCAGCAAUGAGCUGCGAAUUCCUCAUCCAAGACCAGUACUCUCAUAUCCACGUACCCAAACAAACCGUAUCCUCUGCGCCGCGAAGCGAACCGGGAAGCGGAGAUACCCUUCCGAGAGGAAGAAGCUGAGAACAGAGCAGAAGGAAGCUGCGGCAAAGGUUAAGAACAAGCUCGAAGGAGUCUGGCGUCUCUCUAAGCUCGGAGUCCCCGUCGGUGACGACCCUGGUAAAGAUUCUCUCGGAAUCUCUGAAGGGCUGCUUCAAGCCAUCGCUAAAGUUAUCGAGUUUCCGGUUGCUUCAAUGUUGCCAGAAGAAGCGUUUACUGUGGUGAGAAAGUCUUUUGACGCUAGGAAGAUUCUGAAAGAAGCUAAGUUUGUGUAUACUGUGGACUUGGAUGUGAAGACGCUUCUUGAGUUAGAGCCUCGUGCUCAUGAUUUUAUAUUCCGGUUAGAGCCCAAGCUUGGGCUUGUUGAACAUAUCUCUCCCGAGAAGACCGUUUCUGGUGACUUGAUCAGUGUAGUUAACGAGUGUAGAAGAGUCAAUAGUGAUGCAGCAGCUGGAGAGCAUGAACCUGUGGUUAUCAACGGCAAUGGAGGAGGAGGAAGAAGCAAACCGAGAGUCGCAGUUGUGGGUGGUGGUCCGUCUGGUUUGUUUGCAGCUCUUGUUCUUGCAGAGUUUGGUGCAGAUGUGACAUUGAUUGAGAGAGGACAAGCAGUGGAAGAAAGGGGACGUGAUAUAGGCGCUUUGGUAGUUCGUAAGAUCUUGGAUAUGGAGAGUAACUUCUGCUUUGGCGAGGGUGGUGCAGGUACUUGGAGUGAUGGAAAGCUUGUUACUCGAAUAGGGAAGAACAGUGCUACUGUUUUAGCGGUGUUGAAGACGUUGGUUCGUUUUGGUGCUCCUGAUAAUAUACUGGUCAAUGGAAAGCCUCAUCUAGGAACAGACAAGUUAAUUCCGUUGCUUCGUAAUUUCAGACAUUAUCUUCAAAGCGCAGGAGUGAAUAUCAAGUUUGGGACUCGUGUAGACGAUCUCUUGGUGGAGGAUUCUCGUGUUGUUGGAGUCAGAGUUUCGGAUUCAGCAGACAAAUUGCAGAGUAGCUCCCAGGAUUUAAAAUUCGAUGCAGUUGUUCUUGCAGUUGGUCACUCAGCACGUGACACAUAUGAGAUGCUUCUUUCUCGUAAUGUGGAGCUGACUCCAAAAGAUUUUGCAGUUGGUUUGCGCGUUGAGCAUCCUCAGGAGCUAAUCAAUAGUAUACAGUACUCAGAUUUAGCAAGUGAAGUUCGUAAAGGACGAGGCAAAGUACCAGUGGCGGACUAUAAGGUUGUUCAAUACGUGAAUGAUAAAGACGAGGAUGUCUCUCAGUCUUCGUCAAAACGUAGUUGCUACUCCUUCUGCAUGUGUCCUGGUGGUCAGGUUGUUCUCACCAGCACAAACCCAAACGAACUCUGCAUCAAUGGCAUGUCAUUCUCUCGCCGUUCAUCCAAGUGGGCCAAUGCUGCACUAGUCGUCACAGUCUCAGCAAAAGACUUUGAUCUUCUCAAUCUUACUGGACCCUUAGCUGGGAUUGAGUUUCAGAGAGAGUUUGAAAGAAGAGCGGCUAUAAUGGGUGGUGGCGACUUUACAGUUCCUGUACAAAGGGUUACUGAUUUUCUACAAAGCAAGUUAUCUGAAACACCUUUGCCUUCAUCAAGCUAUAGAUUAGGAGUGAAGUCUGCAAACCUGCAUGAACUGUUUCCUGCUCAUAUCACAGAUUCUCUGCGACAGUCUCUCUCUAUGUUUGAAAAAGAGUUACCGGGGUUCAUCUCAGAGGAAGCACUUCUCCACGGCGUAGAGACAAGAACUAGCUCUCCUGUUCGGAUACCUCGAAGCAAUGAGACGUACGAGAGCACGAGCUUGAAAGGCUUAUACCCAGUUGGUGAAGGAGCUGGAUAUGCUGGUGGGAUUGUAAGUGCUGCAGUGGAUGGUAUGUUUUCAGGUUUUGCAGUUGCAAAACACUUUAAUCUAUUUGAUGGAGCCAUAGAGUCAAUUAUUGGAAAAGCUCAAGGUGCUGGACUUGUGAAGUACUAAUGAGGAUAUUGAAAAAGAUGAAGUCUCUCCUCUGUCUUUUUUUCUGCAUUUGUUGAGGUAGGAUAACAUCAAUGAGGACUGCUUCUUCCUCUAGAGGUUGCUGCAUCAAAAGCUUAAGAACCGAUACAUAUAUACCAGCCGGAAGAGAAUUUUGCCUUAUAAUUACGUUAGGAGUUGAGAAAAACUAGUGUAUUUUCCAGCGACUUUGUCUUUUAUAUUUUUAUAUUUUUUUCUCAGUGUAUUAUGAUAUUUUACUUCAUCAUUGAUUAGUAUUUCGUCAA